GAUCCCGUGUCGUGUCCCCAGUGCUAGCGUGAGCGUGUUUGGUGUCUCUGCGGAAUCAAUGCAAUGUUCUUAUGACGAGAAAGGAAACAGUGUCCCAACCAUUCUAUUACUAAUGCAACAAAGACUCUAUUCUCAACAUGGUCUCAAGGCCGAAGGGAUCUUUAGGAUAAACCCUGAGAACAGCCAAGAGGAACAUGUGAGAGACCAACUGAACAGAGGUAUUGUUCCUGAGAACAUUGAUGUGCAUUGCUUGGCUGGUCUUAUCAAAGCUUGGUUCAGAGAGUUACCUUGUGGAGUUCUUGACGGUCUUUCUCCUGAGGAAGUUCUUAACUGCAACACAGAGGAAGACUCUGUUCAACUCAUCAAGCAGCUUAAGCCUACUGAGUCUGCUUUGCUCAGUUGGGCUGUUGAUCUUAUGGCUGAUGUUGUUGAGGAAGAAGAGUUUAACAAGAUGAACGCGAGGAAUAUAGCCAUGGUUUUUGCUCCUAACAUGACUCAGAUGACAGAUCCAUUAACGGCUCUUAUGCAUGCGGUUCAAGUGAUGAACUUGCUUAAGACACUCAUUACUAGAACACUAGCGGAACGUGAAGAAACCUCAAGCGGAUCAGAAGGGUAUUCACCAUCCCACUCGUCAAAUUCCCAAACUGAUUCUGACUCUGACAAUGCACAAGACAUGGAAGUCAGCUGUGAAUCACAAGGAACAGAUUCAGAAUCAGGAGGAGAAGAAGAAGGACAACAACAACAACAAGAACAUCUCAGCCACCGGUCUAUCCAAGAAGGUGAAAAUGAUAUUGGAUCAUUAAGCUCAGCAGAGAAAAGUUUCUUGGGCCAGCUCAACAACAACAAUGCUAGAGUUUCAAACACUAGUAUCUCUGAAGACUGGAGUCCAAAAUGCUCUCCAUUGGUAUCAUUUACAGAGGACAAAAACAACACUUUAGGCUCAGGGACAAGCGACUAAGAUGAAGCCUAUUACCUGUCUAAUUCAAGUCACAGCUUCCACGGGUUUGUUAGCUUUUCGUAUUUCUGCUUAAUCUGCAGGAAGAGACUGGUUCUGUCUAUAAAUCAAUACAGAGAUUAUUUUCCAAAUUUGUUAGGGUCUUUAGGGAUUGUUGGGUGCUGAGUCUGAUCAAGGGGUUCAGCAAGGGCUGAACCUGUCUGUUGACUGUUGUUGUAGUCCUUCUCCAUGUGUGUUGUGCUGUUUGGAUUUGUUGUAGCAAAGAUAAUCUGAUCUCUCCUUUUU
Messenger RNA from Raphanus sativus (radish), 1240 nucleotides. RefSeq names its product rho GTPase-activating protein 2. NCBI's taxonomy places the organism in Eukaryota, Viridiplantae, Streptophyta, Magnoliopsida, Brassicales, Brassicaceae. The record is from RefSeq and is a predicted model, not a curated record. Gene Ontology annotation, biological process: signal transduction. Gene Ontology annotation, molecular function: GTPase activator activity.